AGAAAUAUCAUCGAAAGGAAUCGGCCUCAAGAAAAAACAAGCAGAUCCUAUUUCAGCUGAUGACGAAAAUUUGCUAUGGGAAAGGGAGUUAUUAGGGGGUGCAACUUCAAAAUCUUUGCUAAAUACCGUUUUUUACUAUAACUAAUUAUUCGGACUUCGGGGAAUGGACGAACAUCGAUCCCUCACACGAGACCAGUUUAGUUUGGGAGAAGAUAAUGUGGGUACAUACAUUGACUUUCAAGGCAAAACGUCUAAAAACUUCUCGGGGGGAUUAAAUCAAAGGAAGAUAGAAGCAAAAAGUAUUAGGCACUACAGCUCCGCCUCAGACGACAGGUCCUUGUUUCUCAUCUAUAAAACCUACUUGGAACUUACGGAGACGUCAGAGGAUGGGUCGUUUUACAGGCGCCCUAAUGGUGGAAUUACUCCCCGUUUCUCAAGCCAGGUUGUCGGUAUCAAUAAAUUAUCUACUCUCAUCAAGACAAUGUGUACAGAGGCAGGCCUAUCCGGAAAUUUUUCCAACCAUUCUGGAAAGAGGACCUGUGCGACUUCCUUGUAUAAUAGUGGGGUUGAUAAGCAAUUAAUAAUGGAAAGGACCGGUCAUCGUAGUGAUGCUGUACGGAAAUACAAACGCACCUCUACUACACAACAUGGAUCCGCCCUCCAAAAAGGCACUCGUAUCAGCAGAUACUAG
Molecule: messenger RNA, 691 nt
Organism: Saccostrea cuccullata (small rock oyster)
Lineage: Eukaryota; Metazoa; Mollusca; Bivalvia; Ostreida; Ostreidae
Exons: 2
Coding region: 164-691 (175 amino acids)
Biological process (GO): DNA integration; DNA recombination
Molecular function (GO): DNA binding
Source: RefSeq, a predicted model, not a curated record